AUGGCAAUAAUGACCUUCUUCCUCUUAGGAGCAGCUCAGUGCAUGGAACUCGGCAGAGCAGCAUCGAGUGGUCGACUCGCCGAAAUGCCAGAGGCCUCGGAUCGCGCCGGCCCUCUGAUUGGAAGCUCGGAGGAAGCGAAAAUGUCAAAGUCAUACCGAGAUCCCUUUAAAGAUCGUAGUAGUGUCAAACCAGAGAACCAUAACCUCGAGGCAUCCGUCGGCGACAUUGAUAAAAUGUUCCAAUUGAGACAGGACAGCCUUGAAAAUUUUCAGAAGUCUAUCACAAAGUCAAUGAAAACACGCGACGGUGGUGAAGCCGUCGGGAUUUAUGAUGAUUUCGCUAACGAGCUUCGAUUUAGCGCCGGUGAACUGCAUUCCCUUCGCGAAGACAUUUUUAAAAUCUCUAAGAUUCGGGAUCGCAAAGACAAUAUGAACCUGGUCAUACGUUUGGAGAACAUAUUAGGACAUACACCUCCAGCUAACUUCCCCAUGCGCCAGGGUAUCACGACCAUUGAAAACGAGGCACUGCAAGUACAAGCCCGAGAGCUUGAGGCAAUGAUUUUUCAAACAAUCGAUUUCAUGCAUGACAAAAACUUGAUUAGCCCUGUUGAACGUGGGGCAUUCUUUCAGAGAGAACCAGCAAAACCCCGCUUCGCCCUUCAUAUGAUGAUGGACUCGAAAGGCCAAGAUAGUGAUGUUUAUGUGAGACUUCACACUAAAGGUGGACUUACACCAGCCAACCAGGCCUCAGAGCAUCUCUCAAAGCCAACCACUGCGAACAUGUUCGAGAAGGCUCCUCAUCCAUAUUAUUCACUAGGUCCUGAUGGAAUAACAAAGCAUUCCGUUGACAUUGAUACACAGUUUGAAGGAACACGAAACGACCUCCAAAAACUAUUAAGUCAAAUUCUCCAAUCCAGCAAAGAAGAGAAAUCCGAGCCUGCAAGCUACUAUGGUCAAAUGACCAGGAAAUUUCGAGAGAAUGCCGAGGAACUGAAUUCCAUUCAUGAGAAGAUACUCCAAAGUGCUAGUCAGCUUCAUGGAGAGAACCUAGACCAGCUCAAUCGUUUGAAAACCACAUUGAAUGAACUACCUCUACUCAAAGAUAUUGGCGAUCAAUUCAACAGGAAAGAAAUGAUAAAAUUAAGACAUUAUGCACAAGAACUUCAGGCAUCAAUUUUUCAAACAGUCGACUUCAUGGCUCAGAAAAAAAUGAUCACUCUUGACGAGUUUCAGGGAUUCUUUAGGGAUGAGAAUGCGAUGAAACACUUGGCAAGUCAUCUGGUGCUAAGUAUUGAUCACUGA
This is a messenger RNA of Puccinia graminis f. sp. tritici CRL 75-36-700-3, 1302 nucleotides long. RefSeq lists its product as uncharacterized. The record is from RefSeq and is a predicted model, not a curated record. The transcript is spliced from 6 exons. Lineage: Eukaryota; Fungi; Basidiomycota; Pucciniomycetes; Pucciniales; Pucciniaceae. The coding region runs from base 1 to 1302 and encodes 433 amino acids.